Messenger RNA from Fusarium sp. VM40, 987 nucleotides. The record is from the annotation of a GenBank genome assembly. Lineage: Eukaryota; Fungi; Ascomycota; Sordariomycetes; Hypocreales; Nectriaceae.
AUGGUGAAGAGUUCUGUGAAGUAUAAGACUGAUCAGCCGCGCCCAAGGAAGAAGGUAAUUACCACCAAGACAAUCGGAAUCAGAACGUUCACUAUGAUCAACAUCUUCUCGCCGUCUAAGCUGUUGCUACAGCUCAGCCUGGCUGCUAGCCUGGUUACAGCUCAGCUCCAGACCAUCAAUAACUUCGGGCCGACCUACAGCACGCAACUAACUAUGCAGGCGUACAUCCCCAACAACCUCCCUGCUAGCCCAGCAGUGAUGCUUGCUCUGCACGGCUGUAGUGGGAGCGGACCUGGAUAUUUCCAGCAGACCAAGUACAAGUCUCUCGCCGACUCUCGCGGCGUCAUCCUUGUAUUCCCUUCCUCUCCUAAGGACUCCAACUGUUGGGAUGUCGCCAGCGCAAAGACGCUCAAGCAUGACGGCCAAGGCGACAGCCAGGUUCUUGUCAGCAUGGUCGACUAUCUCAUCAAGACAUACAAGGCCGAUCCCAAGAAAGUCUUUGUCACAGGCACCAGCUCCGGAUGCAUGAUGACGAACGUACUUGCUGCGACAUACCCUGACCGCUUUGCUGCUGCCACCUGCUACUCUGGUGUUGCCGCAGGAUGUAUGGCUGGGUCGCCUGGAUCUAGCCCCAUCAGCUCCGAUCGUGUCUGCUCCGACGGUAGGAUCGUAAAGACUGGACAACAGUGGGCCGACCAGGUUCGUUCUAUGUACCCAGGCUAUAGCGGCUCCUAUCCUCGAUUCAAGACCUAUCACGGUACUGCCGACAACCUCGUCUUCUACCAGAACUUUCUCGAGCAGAUCAAGGAGUGGUCGACUAUUCAUGGCGUCUCCUUUGUCCGCAACGAGACAUCGACCCCGCAAUCCGGCUACACCACUAUGAUAUACGGAGACGGAACCAAGUUUGUCGGUGUAUCUGCAGCUGGAGUUGGACAUGUUGUGCCUACCCACGAAGAUCUUGAUUUCAAGUGGUUUGGACUUACCUGA